This is a messenger RNA of Penicillium argentinense, 861 nucleotides long. RefSeq names its product class II fructose-bisphosphate aldolase. The coding region runs from base 1 to 861 and encodes 286 amino acids. The transcript has 4 exons. The record is from RefSeq and is a predicted model, not a curated record. Lineage: Eukaryota; Fungi; Ascomycota; Eurotiomycetes; Eurotiales; Aspergillaceae. Gene Ontology annotation, biological process: carbohydrate metabolic process. Gene Ontology annotation, molecular function: aldehyde-lyase activity; zinc ion binding.
AUGGCUGUACAAGAUCGUAAGAGCAACCGAACCCGCCAGAUCUUGCUCGACGCGGAGAAGGGCGGCUACGGAGUGCUGGCCGCGAUUGUAUACAACAUUGAGCAUAUAACGGCCUUUUUACAAGCCGCUGAAAAACGUCGGUCACCAUUGAUCAUCCAACUAUUUCCGUCAUCACUCAAACAAACCCCCUCCCUCGUCUUUGCAGCGGCGGCGGCCGCCAAAAGUGCGACCGUCCCGAUCUCGAUCCAUCUCGACCACGCCCAAGAUUAUGAACAAAUCAAAUAUGUGGCGGAUAACCUACCCUUCGAUUCGAUCAUGGUUGACAUGAGCCACUACGAGAAGGAGGAGAACUUGCAGAGGACCCGGGUGUUGCGCGAUUAUUGCCAUGCCCGGGGCAUCUCCGUGGAAGCAGAGACCGGACGCAUUGAAGGGGGCGAGGACGGCAUUAUGGACACAGGAGAUCUGGAAGGCAUUCUGACCAACCCGGAAGAUGUGGAAGAAUUCAUCACCGCUGGUGUGGACUUCUUGGCCCCGGGUGUAGGCAACGUCCACGGAGACUACGGCCCUGAUGGCCCCAAUCUCGAUAUUCAUCGACUCCAGCGUAUCUUCAAAGCGAUGAAUGGACGUGCCCGUCUUGUCUUGCAUGGAACAAAUGACUUCUCCCCCGAAUUGACGCAAACUUGUAUCAAGGCAGGUGUGACUAAAGUCAAUGUAAACAAGCUCGUUCUCGAUCCAUGGCACGACAACCUGCAGGCAAAUUCCACCCGCCCGUUGACCGAAUUGAUGGACACCGGUAUUCAGGUGUUGACCCGGGAGAUGGAGCGCUGGAUGGAUAUCGUGGGAAGCAGCGGGAGGUCAUAA